Molecule: messenger RNA, 1046 nt
Organism: Quercus robur (English oak)
Lineage: Eukaryota; Viridiplantae; Streptophyta; Magnoliopsida; Fagales; Fagaceae
Exons: 3
Coding region: 140-691 (183 amino acids)
Source: RefSeq, a predicted model, not a curated record
ACCCAUGACCCAUCCAUCCAAAUAACUCUCUCUCUCUCUCUCUCUCUUACUUUAAAGGACACCCUCAUAGCCAGUUCUGCUUCUGCAGCAGCAUAACUGUACUAAAAAUACUCAUUAGCUUCAAAAAAAUUAAACACAAAUGAAGGACGAGGUUAUACCGACAACAAUACCAUCUCCUUCGAGAACAACAACAACAACGUUGAAGAAAGAGAACUCGUCAGAUCAUGCCGGUCUAUUCGGUAAAACCCGGUACAAGUUCUGGGCCUUAGCUGCAAUUCUUCUUCUCGCUUUCUGGUCCAUGUUCACCGGUUCUGUCAAUCUCAAAUGGUCCGCUGCUAAUCUCGCUCGCUUCUCCGACCACCACCACUCUCUCACUCACGACGAUCUUGAUAUUCUUGAAGUGGAGGAGAGAAAGAAAGUGGUGCGGCACAUGUGGGAUGUGUACACGCAAAGCAAGAGUAUAAGAUUGCCUAAGUUUUGGCAAGAGGCUUUUGAAGCUGCGUACGAGCAUUUAACCAGUGAUGUUCAGGGUGUUCGAGACGCUGCCGUUUCGGAGAUCGCUAAGAUGUCCCUAAGCUCCAUCAAUCUCGACCCACCUCCUGGUCGCUUUGAGAGUACUAGAGGAUCAAAAAAGAUAUCCAAGCAAGCAGAAAAAGGAAAGAAAGUAAUCGCAGUUGGGAGUAGCCGAUGAUAACUUAAUAAUCCCAUUUCCUGCUUAAAGUUCGGCAGAAGAUGUUGACUACCAGAGUAAUACACAAUCUAUCACAAUUUUAGCAAAAAAAAGAAGAAGAUAUGUUUAAUACCACCGUACCAACCUUAAGCUGAAGGAUCAUGGUGAAAAUUAAACUGCUUGUAUAUAUCCCUUUUUCAAAUAAGCCUAUUAAAUUGUGAGUUUUAAUCACUUGUAUAUUGGAAUGAAUUUCUGUGAUGGUUAGGAAAGAUCAUAUGAAAAUUGUCUCUGUAGUAUUGAUACUACAAAUAAGCAUAGUAUAAGAGGUUCUUCCUGAUUGAUUGUUAUACAGGAAAUAUGAUAUCUGGUUACAUUA